GGUGGUAUGGAUCUAGAGUUUCUGGGUUUGAUUUUUAGAGGAGAUAUGAGUGUUCUUUGUUCUUCAAUUUUUGGGUUUUGGGUUGGAGGCUGAGAGCUUUGGGUCCUUUAAUGUUUGUCAGGUGGUGGGGGACGCAAGUUAGAAAUCCAUGAUGUUCAGGCAAUCACCUCGGAGGAACCAGAGAUCCAAAGGUUUUAAGGUAAAGCAUGCGGUGCAGAUAUGUCUUUUGCUUGGAAUCUGCAUCUGGCUGAUUUACCAAGUCAAGAGCUCCUAUGAGAAGAAGGCAGCAUUUGAUAAAAGUGCACAAAACUCAGGGAAGGUACAGAAUGUCAAUGAGAUCCCGAAGUUGGGGAGGAAGGACCUCAAUCCUCAAUUGGAGGAAAGGGGCAUUAAAGAUGAUAUGCAAAGGGGGGAAGAGGAGGAAGAAGAAAACAGGACUGAGGAAGAACCAAGCAAGCCUGAAGAGAAUGAGGAUAUAGGAAAAGGGGGUGGGGAUGAUGAGGUACAUGAAGGUGAUGAAGGGAAAACUGAAGAGGACGCUGAGAAUAAAGGUGAUUCUGUGGAUGGAGAGAAGGAGGGGGAGGACAGAAAAAAGGAGGGUGAAGAGACUGAAAGUAAAGGGGAGGAGAAUGAAGAGAGCAGGGAGAAGGAAACCAAAGAGGAGGAGAGUGAAGAUGGCCAACAAAAGGAAAUGAGAGAUGAGGACAGUGAAGAGAACAAAGAGAAGGAAGCCACAGUGGAGGAUAGUGAAGUGAGUAAAGAGAAUGAAAAACAAGAGGAGAGUGAAGAGAACAAAGAGAAUGAAAAACAAGAGGAGAGUGAAGAGAACAAAGAGAAGGAGAGUGACGAGAAGGAGAAUGAAAAUAAGGAAACCAAAGAGGAAGAAGGCAGUGAGGAAAAAAAUAUGGAAGGGAACGAAGGUUCAUCAGAGGAUCAGGCAAAUGAUGCACAUGACAGCAACAAUGAGGGCGCAAGAGAGGAACAUUACAAGGGGGAUGACGCUUCCAGUGAAGUGGCCCAUGAAGCUCAACAUACAACAACAGGAACUGAGAAUGAUGCUUCAGAGAACUCGAAUGAGGAUCAGCCAGACAACAAAAAUACUGAUGGAACAGAGCAGGAGAAUACAGCCAAUGGCACUGAGGGUUCGGAAGUCAACCAAAAUGUGGCAGUUGACGAGAACAAUGCUUCAAUUGUGAAGUCCAAUGAAGAGAGUGCAUCGGAAGAUGGCUCCAGUGCUACUUUGACAACCAAAGAAUCUAAUGAAGAGCAGCAGGUCUACACAGAUUCUACAACAGUCAUUGCAGAAACAGUAGAUAAUCCAAAUCCUCAAGGAGAUGAAUCAACCCUGAAAACUGUUGUAAUGGCACAAUCGGAGGAAUCCAAGACAGCUUCCAAUGGCGAGAAUCCCACCACCACAGAGAAUCCAGAGGCAGCUAACGGAGAACCCUCUACGGAUGAAAAUUCUACAACUUCAACCAACGAGCAUGAUGAUGCAAGUCACAGCAAGACUGACACUAAUUCUGAAACAGAAGGAGCAGAAGAGAGUACUACAUCCUCCAAUAGAAGUGGGGACGAAGAUGCAAACAAGGAAGAACCAGCUGAUUCUUCAAAUUCCCAAGAAGAGGCAUCCUCAAACACAAAUGCCAAUGAGCAUGAUGAUGCAAGUCACAGCAGGACUGACGCUAAUUAUGGAACAGAAGGAGCAGAAGAGAGCACUACAUCCUCCAACAAAAAUGGAGAUGAAGAUGCAAACAAGAAAGAACCAGCUGAUUCUUCAAAUUCCCAAGAAGAGGCAUCCUCAAACACGAAUGCCAAUGACAAUUCAGGCCAAAAUCAGAAUGAAGACUCUGUUCAGGGUGAAAAAUCCGACAGCAAUUCUGGAACAGAGGGGACAGACGAAAAGGUCAUAUCCUUGAAGACUGAUGAAAAUACUGAUGCAGACCAAAAAGAAGCAGUCGAUUCCUCUAAUUCUUCGAGCACCCAGGGAGAGGAGGCAGCGUCAGAGGCAAAUAACAAUGCUGAUGCAGGGCAGAAUGAUUCGGGUGAUUCUUCCAUCCCUCAAGAAGAAAAAGAGGCUCGCACAGAUCUGGGGACUUUGCCAGAGAUGAGUACCCAAAGUACUAACAGUGAAGAUACAGCUGCAGAGUGACAUUCCUUUAUUAAUUUGUUGUGGAUUAAGCUCUCUCUUUUCUCUUUUUCUUUCUUUCUUUUGGGGGUCAAUUCUUGAUUUGUCAAGAUAAAUAAAAAUAGCGUAGUAAGGUUUUUGCUUCCAUAGUUGUAUUGCUCUUCAUGAUAUGGAGCUAGUGUAUGAAUAUCUUCUCAACUCUGUGAGGCCAGAAAAUGUUGAGAAGUUGAAGAAUCGAAUUAUCUUUUAUAUCAUUUUAUGUAUAGCCCACACUGAGACCUUGAGUUUGCAAUGGAGUGUCAUGGAACAGACAAAAGCCUGUCUCCUUUCGCCU
Vitis riparia (riverbank grape) is the source of this 2459-nucleotide messenger RNA. RefSeq names its product dentin sialophosphoprotein-like. The transcript has 2 exons. The coding region runs from base 149 to 2149 and encodes 666 amino acids. The record is from RefSeq and is a predicted model, not a curated record. Lineage: Eukaryota; Viridiplantae; Streptophyta; Magnoliopsida; Vitales; Vitaceae.